Callithrix jacchus (white-tufted-ear marmoset) is the source of this 5314-nucleotide messenger RNA. RefSeq names its product kinesin family member 9 (gene KIF9). The record is from RefSeq and is a predicted model, not a curated record. Gene Ontology annotation, molecular function: ATP binding; microtubule binding; microtubule motor activity. Lineage: Eukaryota; Metazoa; Chordata; Mammalia; Primates; Cebidae. Gene Ontology annotation, biological process: microtubule-based movement.
AUGGCGACCGUGUACACAGCCAGCCAGCCCCGCGUGGGGAGUGCAGGUGGCUUCGGUUGCAGCUUCGCAUCCCGGGAGCGUCGCUGCCUGGUAAACGGUGAGCAGGGGCUGCGCGCCGGUGGGAGUGGGGCGACGGGAGACCGUGGCUGGAGUCCAAACACCACUCUAUCUGGAGGUUUCCGGCUUGGGUCGCUCAUCUCUGAAACCCAGGCGAAGGAGGGCGAGACAUCGUGGGAGUCCUUUCAGCCUGGCCACGACUUACGACUGAGUCUUGCUCUUUCACCCAGGCUGCAGUGCAAUGUCAUGAUCUUGGCUCACUACAACCUCCACCUUCCAGAUUCAAGCAAUUCUCCCAUCUCAGCCUACCUAGCAGCUGAGAUUACAGCUAGAAUGGGUACUAGGAAAAAAGUUCACGCCUUUGUCCGUGUCAAACCGACUGAUGACUUUGCUCAUGAAAUGAUCCGAUAUGGAGAUGACAAUAAAACCAUUGAUAUUCACUUAAAAAAAGACAUUCGGAGAGGAGUUGUCAAUAACCAACAGACAGACUGGUCGUUCAAGUUGGAUGGAGUUCUUCACGACGCCUCCCAGGACUUGGUUUAUGAGAAAGUUGCAAAGGAUGUGGUUUCUCAGGCCCUCGAUGGCUAUAAUGGCACCAUCAUGUGUUAUGGGCAGACAGGAGCUGGCAAGACAUACACCAUGACGGGGGCAACUGAGAAUUACAAGCACCGGGGGAUCCUCCCUCGUGCACUGCAGCAGGUUUUUAGGAUGAUUGAAGAACGCCCCACAUAUGCCAUCACUGUGCGUGUUUCCUACUUGGAAAUCUAUAAUGAGAACCUGUUUGAUCUCCUGUCCACUCUGCCCUAUGUUGGACCCUCAGUCACGCCAAUGACCAUCGUGGAAAACUCUCAAGGGGUCUUCAUUAAGGGCUUGUCAGUCCACCUCACAAGUCAGGAGGAGGAUGCAUUCAGCCUCCUUUUUGAGGGAGAGACCAACAGGAUUAUAGCCUCCCACACUAUGAACAAGAACUCUUCCAGAUCUCACUGCAUUUUCACCAUCUACUUGGAGGCCCAUUCCAGAACCUUAUCAGAGGAAAAGUACAUCACUUCCAAAAUUAACUUGGUGGAUCUGGCAGGCUCAGAGAGGCUGGGGAAGUCUGGGUCUGAGGGCCGAGUCCUGAAGGAAGCCACCUACAUCAACAAAUCGCUGUCGUUCCUGGAGCAGGCCAUCAUUGCCCUCGGGGACCAGAAGCGGGACCAUAUCCCCUUUCGGCAGUGCAAGCUCACCCAUUCUCUGAAGGACUCCUUAGGGGGAAACUGCAAUAUGGUCCUUGUGACAAACAUCUAUGGAGAAGCUGCCCAGUUAGAGGAAACGCUGUCUUCACUGAGAUUUGCCAGCAGGAUGAAGCUAGUCACCACUGAGCCUGCCAUCAAUGAAAAGUAUGAUGCUGAGAGAAUGGUCAAGAACUUGGAGAAGGAACUAGCACUGCUCAAGCAGGAACUGGCCAUCCAUGACAGCCUGACCAACCGCACCUUUGUGACCUAUGACCCCAUGGAUGAAAUCCAGAUUGCUGAGAUCAACUCCCAGGUGCGGAGGUACCUGGAGGGGACACUGGAUGAGAUUGAUAUAAUCAACCUGAGACAGAUCAAGGAGGUGUUCAACCAGUUCCGGGUGGUUCUGAGCCAACAGGAACAGGAAGUGGAGUCCACUUUGCGCAGGAAGUACACCCUUAUUGACAAGAAUGACUUUGCAGCCAUUUCUGCUGUCCAGAAGGCAGGGCUUGUGGAUGUUGAUGGCCACCUAGUGGGUGAGCCUGAAGGACAAAGCUUUGGACUUGGAGUCGCCCCUUUCUCUAACAAACCCGGAAAGAAAGCCAAGUCCAAGAAGACAUCCAAAGAGCCGCUCAGCUCCUCAGCAAAAAAAGAAGGUGCCAGCAGCCCUGUGAGUGCCAAGGACUUGGAUAUGGUUUCCACCUCCAAGACCCAGCUGGUCCCAUCCUCCAAGGAUGGGGAUGUCAAAGACAUGCUUUUGCGGGACCGGGAAACCUCUAGCAUUGAGCCCCCUCUCUCAGACUCCCCCAAGGAGGAAUUACGCCCAAUUAGGUCCGACACCCCACCCUCCAAACCAGUGGCCUUUGAGGAGUUUAAGAACGAGCGAGGUAGUGAGAUCAACCGCAUUUUCAAAGAAAACAAAUCCAUCUUGAAUGAACGGAGGAAAAGGGCCAGCGAGACCACACAGCACAUCAAUGCCAUCAAGCGGGAGAUUGAUGUGACCAAGGAGGCCCUGAAUUUCCAGAAGUCACUACGGGAGAAGCAAGGAGCAGGGUGUGGUGGUAGACACCUGUAAUCCCAGCUUCUUGGGAGGCUGAGGCACAAGAAUUGCUGGAACCCAGGAGGCAGAGGUUGCAGUGAGGCAAGAUUGCACCAUUGCACUACAGCCCGAGUGAAAGACCAAGACUGUCUCAGAAAAAAAAAAAUUAAACAAUUGAUUCUCAGAGGGCAACUUUGUUUUCUAAUUCUUGGGGCCACUCUAUUUUUUUUGAGAUGGAGUUUUGCUCUUGUUGCCCAGGCUAGAGUGCAAUGGCACGAUCUCAGCUCACCACACCCUCUGCCUCCCAGAUUCAAGCAAUUCUCCUGCCUCAGCCUCCUGAGUAGCUGGGAUCACAGGCAUGCACCACCAUGCCCAGCUAAUUUUUGAAUUUUUAGUAGAGAUGGGGUUUCUCCAUGUCGGUCAGGCUGGUCUCAAAUUCCCAACCUCAGGUGAUCCUCCCACCUUGGCCUCCCAAAGUGCUGGGAUUUACAGGUGUGAGCCACCAUGCCCAGCCAGGGGCCAUUCUUAUCACAUCUUACAGACCAAUUAUGACAUGCUAUUCCUGAGGGCAAAGCCCUCCACAGGUCUGGGAAGCUGGAGCCAGUGAUGGUGGCUGUAGACAGACCCCUAUCCAGAACCACAGGGAGAGGACAUAGUGAAGGUCUUAUGGGACAAACACGCAUUUCUUUGUCCUCUCUGCUCAAACUUUCUUUCAACAUACAGCCCUUUAUUACAUAUUUAAGAUAAAAUAUAUGCAUGCUAUGCUGGCAUAUAAUUUACUCCUAAAUAUACCUGAAAGUGGACAUUUUCAAAGGAUGAGAUGAGGAAGACAAAAAUUUUUUUAAAUAUUUUAAAUUUUAUCUAUCAGUAUCAAAAAACCCAUUUUUGUUCUGUUCCCUAAAAGUAGUUGUUUUUCCAAUGAUUAUUAAAAUAUUACUAUAAUACCUUUAUUUUAUUGAAUUUACUUGAAUAGAUCAAGUAAAUUUGUUUUUAAAAAUAUUUUCUGGCCAGGCGUGGUGGCUCACACGUAUAAUCCCAGCACUUUGGGAGGCUGAGGCAGGUGGAUCACGAGGUCAGGAGUUUGAGACCAGCCUGACCAACUGGUGAAAACCUGUCUCUACUACAAAUACAAAAAUUAGCUGGGCAUGGUGGCGCACACCUGUAAUCCCAGCUACUCAGGAGGUUGAGGCAGGAGAAUCACUUGAACCCGGGAGGCAGAGAUUGCAGUGAACUGAGAUUGUGCCAUUGUACUCCAGCCUGGGCCACCAACUUUGGGAGGCCAAGGCGGGUGAAUUGCUUGAGCACAGGAGUUAGAGACCAGCCCAGGCAACACAGUGUGACCCCAUCUCUACAAAAAAAAACAUAAAAAAUUAGCUGGGCAUGGUGGCACACACCUAUAGUCUCAGUUACUUGGGAGGCACAGUGAAAGGACUACCUGAGCCCAGAAGGUUGAGGCUGCAGUGGAGCCAUGCUCAUGCCAUUGCAUUUCAGCCUGGGUGACAGAGUGAGGUCCUGCCAAAUCAAUCAAUCAAUCAAUCUACUAGAUACCUUAUGAUUGACAGCCACUUGUUGACCCACAAAGGUCAACAUAUUUGAAACGUUAGUCUCUUGUAAAAGAAAAAUGCAAAAUUGCCAGGUGUGGUGGCACAUGCUUGUAAUCCCACCUAUUUGAGAGGCUGAAGUAGGAGGAUCACUUGAGGCCAGUAAUAAAAGGAAAAGAAACAAAAGAAAAGAAAAAUGUAAAAAUGUAAAAUCUAAAUUCAACUCCUUUUUUUUUCCUGGAGAUAAUCAGAGAUCCUCUGAGUAGAACAAAAGAUGUUCACAGUCACUCCCCAUCUCAGCAGAGUACUGUAAAAACUCUACUCUCUAAAGGAUUGUGGCUUAUUCAAAUAAUCACAUCAGGGAUCUCCCACAGCAUAGAGACCACAGCAGAUUGCUCUGCAUUGAAGGUGAGAUAUCUGGUGAGGGUGACUCCCAGCCCCCCACUCCAGAUCCCAGAUCCCAGAGUCAAGACAUUUGCUUUUCCAUUAAUGGCAUUGUGACUUUUAAUGUGUCUUACUUUUUCUCAAUAAACAUCAGUGGAAGUGCUAACACUUUCCUCCAGCACCUGGGGUCUGCCUCAUGCACCCCAGCCACACACCUCAAGUCACACCAGAACACACUUGCCCCAUACUUGGGGAUGGGAGUUGAUGUGAGGCCUUUGCUAAGCUUUCAGGUGCUGUGGGCAGUGGAGAGUAGGGUGAAUGGUCUUACACACUGUAUUAUUUUGUCUUAACCCAACAACUGUCACUGAACUGACAGACCUUAGAAGAUAUGUGCACAGAGACUAAUAGCGGCGACCCUUGUCCCUGGAGUCCUUUGACAGCCACUCAACACGAUGUAGAUGUCUAAUCAUCUCUAAGAAGAAGGUAGCUGGUGAGCUGCACAUGGUGGCUCAUGUCUGUAAUCCUAGCACUUUGGGAGGCCAAGGUGGGUAGAUCACCUGAGGUCAGGAGUUCGAGAUUAGCCUGGCCAACAUGGUGAAACCCCAUCUCUACUAAAAAUACAAAAUUAGCUGGUCAUGGUGGCACACGCCUGUAGUCUCAGCUACUCAGGAGGCUGAGGCAGGAGAAUCGUCUGAACUGGGAGGCAGCGGUUGCAGUGAGCUGAGAUUGUGCCAGUGCACUCUAGCCUGGGCAGCAAAGCAAGACUCCAUCUCAAAAAGAGGGGAAAAAAAAGGUAGCUGGUGGAUGUGGAAAUCAGAAAGAGACAAUUUGAAUAUCUGCUGUUAUUAAUAAGGAGCCUUGCCCAAGUGCCUUGUAGUGCUAGCCAGUGAAGGCUAUUUGUAGAUGUAAUUUACAAGAAAAAUAGACAUUUGUAUACUUGGGUUGCUUACUAAAUAUCUUUGGCUAAUAGGAUUUUAAGUAAAAUAAGCAUGGAGCAUGGGCCUUCUGCACCUUCCCCUCCUGUUUGUCCUAAAAUGCCAGUGUGGCCCCUCCUUGUGAGACAUGCCCUGGAAGCCUGGCCU